AGCAAUGUCUCACCGACUCUGUCGCCUGGACGACCGGCGGCGAGGAGAAGAGAGCAGCACAGAAAAUACAAAUGUCUGUUUUUACAGGUUGAAUUUCGUGUUUGAUUUAUCCAGCACAAGGGGGAUGAUACCACAAAGCACACAUUGCAAGAGGGCAAAAAAGGCCUGAUUGUACCCGCACCUGAGACCCGGCUCUCAUCAAUCUCAGAUAGCAAGAAUGGAUGUUGAGGAUGAGCCGCUGUUGUUUGAUUCGAGUUCGGUGGGAAAUGACGAGGAGGAAGACGACGUAGAGGUGUUGACGGAUGGCAGUCAAAAAUACAAGGUGGUCUGUGGGCCCUGGAGGGUCGUCGCCUGGGUCUACACACAGCCCUGGGCCAGCGGGGUUGUUCUUGGGGUGUUCAUCCUCUUCCCUUGCGCCCUGUUUGCCUUCAUGCUCCUCUACUACCCACCUCUAGACAUAGACCUCUCCUACAGUGCCUUCGAGGUCCACAGUCACUUUUCCGCCGAGCGUUUCGACGCACUCACAUUAGCAGUGAAGACCCAGUUGAGCUCCUGGGACAGAGGGAGGAGAGACUCGGAUCACGGUGAAACCUUGCUGGAGCUUCUGAUGGAAAAGGUGGCCCUCAACCGGACGCCCCAUGGAUCAUUAGUUCGGGAACGCCGCUCAACUGGUGACUACUACCUCCAGAGUCAAGCCCAAUGGAGGAUGGAGCUGGUAUUUGUGGCUCAAGGUGAUGGUGAAUGCAACAUCUUCACUCCUGAGCGCCUAAGCACCAUCCACCACGUGGAGCGUCUUAUCAUGCAGCACCCGCGUUUCGAGCAGUUCUGCUGGAAACCCAUGGAGCUGCUGAGAGACCUCCCUCUCGGUCCGUCAUACUGCUCACCACCUAGUUCGUUACUGUCCUAUCUCUACCCCAGCGAGCGAGGGGGGAAGAUUUACUACGACGGCAUGGGUUCAGAUCUGGCAGACAUUCAAGGUUCUUUAAGUCUAGCAAUCACACACCCUCAGUUCUACUGGUACGUGGAUGAAAGUCUCUCUCCAGAAAAUCUGUCCUCCUCAAUCCUGCGGAGCGAAAUCCACUUCGGCGUGCCUCUCCCUUCGUUCUACUCCGUGCAGGACCGAGCUCACGAACAGAGGAGGCGCUUCAAGAACUUUGUGGUGGAAUAUGCGGAAAUCCUGGCCAAACAGUCCACCAGGCAGGUGAAGGUUCUUUAUGGGGGGACGGAGCUGUUUGACCAGGAAGUGAGAGACACCUUCAGAAACGACAUGAUGUUGGCAGUUAUCAGUGGAGUCUGCAUUACUGUGCUGGUCUACGUUCUCACUUCCUUCUCAGCGUUCCUGACAUUCUUCGGGCUGGCGAGCAUCGCUUUGAGUUGCCUGAUGGCUCUUUUCUUUUACCACGUGGUGUUCGGAGUUCGCUACCUGGGCAUUCUCAACGGAGUGGCGGCUUUUGUCAUCAUCGGAAUCGGGGUGGAUGAUGUGUUUGUGUUCAUCAGCACCUUCAGACAGGCGGCUCAUCUGUGCCACCCUCAGCAGCGGAUGGUCUACACCGUCAAGACGGCCGGACGAGCCACUUUUCUCACCUCGUUCACCACCGCGGCCGCUUACGCUGCCAAUGCAUUCUCUGAGAUCCCAGCCGUGCAUGACUUUGGACUAUUCAUGGCCCUCAUUGUCAGCUGCUGCUGGCUUUGGGUUUGUGUGCUGAUGCCGGCCGCCUUGUGUAUCUGGACGCCCAGCCAGAGCACCGGUUUUUGCUGCCGCAAGUCUUUUGGGAGCCUGUCACGGAGCCUUGGCCCUCUGUCGGAUGAGGAUGACGACGUGGCCCUGCUGUCGGUGGAAAUGGAGCCAGACGGAGAUGCAGGCAUUCUGUCCCUGUCGGUGGAGACGGCGUUAAACCCUGCUGCGCAUCAGCACCAAGGUGUGGUCAGCGCAAAGCUUCAGUGGGGCCUCAAAAAUGUUGUAGUUCUUCCAGUUGUGGCCAGGAGGAAAAGCAUUCUUGGUGUUUUCCUUGUUGGGUUGCUGGUAUGCAUGGGUUGUUGCUGUCUGCUAAGGCCUGCUUCCCAUGCCCCCUUACUUUUCCGCCAGGACACAAACCUCCAGACUCUUCUGGCACUUAGGAGCAACCUUAGCGGUCAAGGGAUCUCCUGCCCCAUGUGCUCAGGUGUGUUCAUGGAAAAGCCGCGUUCUUUGUACGGUCACGCGGUAUCGAGGGUGUCAGCAACUACCGCCGCUCCUCAAAAUACAAAACAGAAUUUGAGCAUCAACCAGACAGGCUUUUUGCUGACUGUAUUCAUAUCAAAAGUGGAGCUGAGAAGCUCAACCAGAGUUUACCGUUUCUCCCUGAACGCCAGUACUCCUUCUCCAUGGACACCGUGCAGUUCACAUCGUGAGCAGGUGUCUUCAUUUCAGGCCUUUAAUCAGCCGUGGCGUAACUACACCCAACGAAUGAGGGUGUGCGUCUCCCAUGACUACUACCCGUAUCCCAGCUGGAUGAUCACGUCUGGUUCGUGCGACGGUCGUCACAGCUGGACGCCUGAAUUUUCUUUUUACGUAGCAGAUUCUGAACAGCAACACAGCAGGAAAGUCCAUUUUGCCCAGCACAAACUGAGGCCGCAUUCCACUCGAGUUUGUGUGAGUCCGCCCGGCUGCGGCAUCAGCACCGGGCCCGACGGUCCCGCGCGAGGAACUUUUUAUACACCUCUUCCGUGGGAUUCCACCUCCGACGCACCAAUACCACCCAAAAUGUCCGGCUUUAACCCGUGCGCGGGCGGCGUCUGUGGACGGCCCGCCGUGCGCCCUCUGGUUGACACGGGCGCCAUGGUCUUUCUGGUCUUCGGCAUCUUGGGAGUCAAUCGAACGGAGCCCCCAGAUAAUCAUGUUAUCGGAGAAAUUGGCAGUGUGAUACUGGAUCCCGACUUUGAUAUUUUCAAAGAAAUUGGAUAUCUUUGCAAGAUUUGCAAAGCUGUUAGUGCAAAUACGCAACUGGUGAAGCCUGGAGGAGCACAGUGCCUACCUUCAGGUAAUAAGCUGUCGUCUAUUGUACCGCUGCUGCAUCCAGAAUGCCACGCUCUCCCGGAACCCAACUUGCUUCCAGGCCAGAUUUCCCAUGGUGCAGUGGGAACGCGAGCAGGGAAGGUCCAGUGGAUUUCCAUGGCCUUUGAAUCUACUACAUACAAGGGCAAAUCGUCCUUCCGGACGUAUUCCGACUUCGUCCGCUGGGAGACGUUCAUCCAGGAGCAACUCUCCGCUCUCCCGCAAUCUUCCACUUUGAGGCGAGGCUUUCAAACUUGUGAGCACUGGAAGCAGAUCUUCAUGGAGAUCAUAGGAGUGGAGAGCGCCCUCUGGAGUCUUCUUCUGUCAUUGGGGAUCUGUGUGGCGGCUGUGUCUGUUUUCACAGCGCAUCUUUUCCUUCUGCUUCCUGUCCUGCUGACCAUCCUGGGUGUGAUCUGCUUGGUGGGAGCCAUCAUGUACUGGUUGGGCUGGGAACUGGGAGCAGUGGAAGCCAUUUCUUUGUCUAUCCUUGUAGGAUCUUCCGUGGAUUACUGUCUGCACCUGGUGGAAGGAUACACACUAGCUGAGGAGGCACCACAAUUCACCGGAGGACUUAACGCAGAAGCAGCGACCAUUAGGCAGAGACGCAGCGUGGAGGCGGUCGAGCGCGUGGGCGUCGCCAUCGUGUCCAGCGCCGUUACCACGGCGAUCUCCACCGUCCCCCUCUUCUUCUGCGUCAUCGUGCCUUUCGCCAAGUUCGGCCAGAUCGUGGCCAUUAACACCAUUGUUUCCAUUGUACUUACCCUGACCGUCACCGUGGCGGCGUUGGCCAGCGCAGGGCCCGUCGACUUCAACCGGACGCCCAGUGAGGUUCUUAAGGCCGCUGUGGCCGUGCUGGCGAUGGCCGCUGUCGGGGGAGUCGCGUGGUGGGCGGGGGGCCGCGCCGGGUUGACGGCGGCCUGGCUCUCUGGCGGCGUAUAGACUUAAUGAUGUCAUAGAGGUUUUUUGAAACGUUUAAUUUAGUUUGUAUUUAACUCUUUCAGUGCCAUUGACGAGGAUAGACGUCUAAUUGUGGCUCGUUUCAUCCUUCUGCUUUGGAUUUAAUAGAGUUGGUCACUACUAGACGUUCAAUCCAUUUGAACUGGGAGGGCUUUACAGUUCAUAUAGAUUUUACAUCUAUCAUUGUCAAUGGCGGGCAUGAAAUGCAGUUUUGCAUUGUUUAAUACAGUGUUUACUGUACAGGUAGUCCCCGGGUUACGAACGAGUUCCGUUCCUACUUUGGAGACGUAAACCGAAUUUCCGUGGAAGUCGGAAUUAACCCUUCAAGUACCCCAAAAUAACUAUCCAAAAUGUCCAAAGGUAUUGUAUUUUGUUUAAUGAUGGAGGAUACACUGCCCUCUGGUGGCAGCGUUGGGUCUGUCUGGACUGUUACCUUGUGACUGAGGAGCAGACACUUGUCUGACAUGGAUAAAGGACAGCUGCACUCUGGUUUUGCCCAUAUAAGGCUGUAAGUUGUUUCAGCUAAUAUAUGUUUGUGUAUGCUUCUGCUUCAUAAGUUUACAGCUACAGUUUGUGGAGUUAAGUGUGAGCGAUUUGCUAUGAGCAUUGUAAAUGCGUUAGCAUUCGUAGCAUUUAAGCUAGCGGACAUUUUUUUUAGGAACAUUAGGCUAAUUGACUAAAUUUACAAACUGAUCAGACUUGAUGGAACAAUUGUUUUGUGUAAAGUGUUUUAUUGUUAAAAUGCUUUCUUUUUGAAAAUAAGUGUACAUGUUUGUUACAGCUUUACACAUUGUCAAAAGUGAAGGAAUUAAAAAAGGUUCAAAAAGCAGAGCUGCCUUGUUUGAUGACUGUAGAGUUGAACAAUUUCACAUUUAGUGAGGACAGAACAAGUCAUAUUAAUAAAGUAAAUUAUAAAAAGAUAUACCGUGAGGUACAACAAGGUACUGACUGAAAAAAAAAAAAAAAGCGACUGUGGCGAAUGAAAAUAGCGGACGAGACUCCGGCGUUGUAAAUUCAAAAUUGCGUCAGUCGAGUACGUCGUAACCUGGGGACUACCUGUAUGUUUAAAUGUGGCUUAGAGUAUUGAAUAAGAUUGUCAAGAACAAAAAAAACAAACUUUUUUUAGAAGAUGUACACCACGGAUCUCAAAUUCAAUUUAUUGUGGGCUGCUAGAAAUUAAGUCUGCACCAAGGAUUAAAAAAAGAUUAAUGUUGCUAAUUCAUGUUUGGCUAACUAGUUGGGAAAAACACCACCAAAAGUUAUCGCUAAGUGGAACUAUGUUAUCCAGAUGUUUAAAAAAAAAAAAAAAAUUGAAAAAAAUUAGACGCCAGCCACACUUAAAAAUAAAAAAAGUUUUAUUUAUUUUUGUAAUUAACUGAGUGGUGUGAGAGCCCUAUUGUAAUGCAAAGGAUUAUUAUUAUCAUUACCCGAGCACCGAGGGGUGUGAGAGACCUAUUGUAAUGCAAUGGUUUAUCAUUAUUUUUCUUUCUUCAGAGAAAAUACAGGCCUUAACAUGCUCAAAAAGUCACCCAAAUUUGCGUAAAUUUCCAUAAUUUCUCGACCUUGAGAAAAACCGUAACAAAAUUUCUCAACAUCGCCCCCUUGAACUUUUCAAAAAACACCUCUCCUGUGAAGUUUUUUUCAACGUAGAGUUAUGAAAAUUGGGAAGUCGAUACCUUGUUCAAAACUGCACCAAAAAGUCUCUGGUCCUGAACCCAACAGGAAAUCGGGUAUUUUGGAUUGAAUAUUGAAAAAAUAUGCAAUUUUUGUAGAUUUACAGGGUGAUGGAAUAGUCCUUUUUACUACACAGGCUCCUCCUCCAAGGCAAGUCUAUUGACUUCAAACCUGCAUCAGGGGAGCCUUAAGACAUGUGUUCAGGUGCUUGAUGAAAUAUAUUGAGGUUUCGUUUAAGCAGAGGGGUUCAACCAGGAAGGUAAAACGAUUGUCGGUAUUUUGUCUCACCGCAAAUUUUGAACAGUCAUAACUUGGCAGAUAUACAACAUACAAACUUCCUGUGCUUGAUAAGAGUCGUACCCUGAAAGGGUUGUGUAGGGGUCAUUUGUAUCAACCAUACAGUGGCAACUACUGGCCACAGAAAGUCAGUUUUUUGUACAAUGCCCAAUUCCCCUCAAGAUAGUCAGAGUAGUUACAAGACCUUUUGUAAUACUACAUUUUAGGGCCACAUGGCUCUGUCUCCAUGACGACCCUUUGUUCACAAUUAAAAGGACGAUUUUUUUCCAGGGACGAAGGCAACAGCUUAUAGAGCCACGAAAUUUGGCAUGCUUUGUCAAAUGGGCCCAAUUAGAAAAUUUAUUUCGGUUUUGAAUAAGGCUGCACAACUCAGUAGCGCCUCCUUUUUUGUAGGACCCUCUUCAAUAGAGGUUUUUUCACCUAGGUGUGUGAAUGUAAUACUCAUCUCAGGAUAUACAAAAACAUCUCUGUCAGCCAUGCCAUUAAAAAAAAAUAGCUGAGUUUCCUGCACGGGUUAGUUUCUCAUGAGAUGAUGAGAGGGGGGCGAUCUGCCACCAUCCUGAGCUGCGUGCCAUCCGAGUUGUGUGACGUCCAAGUUGCGCCAAACUGCGAGGGCCCAUUCAGUCCUGCUUGCAGGUCCAGUUGUAAUUGUAUUUGUAAUUGUAUUUGUUGUAAAUUCAUUUUAUUUUAAAACUAUUCGUACACUUUUUCAUUGGCCACUAAAAAUAUGCAUGGGUCACACUAAUACUGUAAUUUGAUGUCAAAUAAGGGGCCACAAAAUGUUUUCUCGGGGGCUUCCAUUGGCCCCUGAGCCACAGCUUUGAGACCACUGUACUACACUAUUGUACUUGAUGAUGUAUUAUUUGGUGGAAUACAUUUUUUAGAUGUUAAUUGAUAUUUUAAAAAAUGUCAUUCAAAACAAUUUGUGAAACAUACUUUUAAUAAGAUUUUUUUCACAAACCUAUUUUGAGACAAAUCCGUCAAAUGAGAAUGAAAAACGCCGACAGAUGCAUUGAUGAUUUCUUUCUGCUGCCUUAGGCAGACGAGGUCUUAGGUUGCCAUGGUAACAACAGAUUCUAUCCUCUAUAAUUAAUGGAGCUGUUAUUUCAAGAUAAAAUUACUGUGGUCUCUUGCUCAGAUAACUUUAAGUUAAUUGCAGGUUUAACAAUGUUGCUUAUUGCAACAUACAUAAUAGAUGAAAUGUCAUUUAAUUAACAUUUUAAUUGAAUUGCACUGUUAAUUUGAUUUCAUUAAAAAGCAGCCACCCCUGCAGCUCUAUGCAUCAUAAACCCUUUUUUAUUCUUUUAUUAGUACAUUUGCAUUUAACCCCAUGAUGGCUAAAUUUACAUAUAACAAAUAUUUGUAAAACACUGGAGGCAGUACAGUAGGUAUAUAUACGUCUUUGUCACCGCCGUUCAUCUGCCCUCGUUGCUGCCCCCUCCUUAUGGAACUCACUCCCAAAACCCAUCCGAGCCUUUACACACCUUCCUACAUUCAAAAAACAGCUAAAAACGUACCUUUUUGAACUGGCUUUUAAAUUACAAUUCUGUUUUUCUAUCUAUUAUUUUAUUAUUCUCAUACUGUUCGCCUUGUUUCUUUGGUUUAACAGCAUCUUUGAGCAUCUGUAAAAGAACUCUACAAAUAAAAUGUAUUAUUAUAAAAAUAGCAAUAGUACUCAAGGGCCUAGGUUUGGUCUCAACAUUGGUAGGGACAAUAGAGGUGUGCAUCGGCACUGCCCUCACGAUUCGAUUCGAUUACGAUUCGGAGGGCCACGAUUCGAUUCGAUUUGAUUUGAUUCGAUUCAGAGGGUCACGAUUCCAUUCGGUUCGAUUCGGCAAUGCAUUGCGAUGCAUUAAAGCCUGGGAUGCAUUAAAAUUCUAAAGCAAAGCAUAUUUUUCGUCAAUCAUGAGCCAACACAAGCGGACAGACAUUAAACAACUUUUUAUUGGCUCUUGUGUCACUCCUGGUUGAAGUCAAAUGAAAAUAGUAUACUUUCAUAUAUAUUUUGAAAAAAAUCAGAUCACAGCAUUUAAUUAGUGCUUUGAAUGAGACCAGGGCUUUCUUUUUCUUUUUUUUACACACAGUAGCAGCCUUUCACACAGUGCAACAUCUGAACUCCUGUGCAAAAUAACAGUCACUGUAUUUUAGUCACAACGACCCAUCAAUAAAAAUAUUCAAGUAAAUAUUACAGAAAACGACAAAGAAAAUAUUGUAGUGCAGCAGCAUCUAUAUCGCAAUAUCAAUCCAGGGAUCAGUUCAGUUGCAAGCAAAACAUCAACUAAAUUGCAAUGUAGAACAAAAGUAAAAUGUAGGCUUAGCCUAUCUUAUAUCUAUAAUAUUUCUCGCUCCCUCUUUCUCCGUUUCAGCCAUUGUUAUGUUCUAUCUCUCUGCUCUCUCGAUUACAACUGCACUUGUCUGUGACGUUACUCCGGUGAGGAAGCGGAUUUGGGUUCCUCAUCCCCCCUGCAUAGAGGUUAGAUCUUGUGUCCGAACCCGACCCGACCCGAAAUGUUAAGCAUUCACGUUUGGGUGGGUCGUGGGCCGCGCCGGACUAAUAAA
Molecule: messenger RNA, 8521 nt
Organism: Corythoichthys intestinalis (scribbled pipefish)
Lineage: Eukaryota; Metazoa; Chordata; Actinopteri; Syngnathiformes; Syngnathidae
Gene: disp3
Product: dispatched RND transporter family member 3
Exons: 21
Coding region: 218-3973 (1251 amino acids)
Cellular component (GO): cytoplasm; membrane
Source: RefSeq, a predicted model, not a curated record